Molecule: messenger RNA, 14891 nt
Organism: Apis laboriosa (Himalayan honeybee)
Lineage: Eukaryota; Metazoa; Arthropoda; Insecta; Hymenoptera; Apidae
Product: ankyrin-2-like
Exons: 28
Coding region: 151-13707 (4518 amino acids)
Molecular function (GO): protein binding
Source: RefSeq, a predicted model, not a curated record
AAUCAUUGAAGCAUAUGCACCACAAAGGCGUUCAUGAGAAUGAAACGGAAUGUUAUAAAUAUCCUCUGACCUACGUUUUCAGUAUGGAGCAUAAGAAAUAUACGUAUACGUAAAACUUGUCAAACGAAAUACACAGUUUAUUAUUUGGGAAUGAUGACAGAGGAGGCAUUUCCACCGAUCAUUAGGUUCCAGGCUGACGAUACGACAGCAUUUCUUCGUGCUGCGCGGUCUGGGAACCUUGAAAAAGUGAUUGAAUUUCUCGAUACCGAUUUAGAUAUUAAUACAGCUAAUUCGAAUGGUUUAAAUGCUUUACACUUAGCAUCGAAAGAUGGUCAUGUUGAAAUAGUAACGGAAUUAUUAAAAAGAGGUGCUACAGUGGAUGCAGCUACAAAGAAAGGAAAUACUGCGCUGCAUAUAGCUUCGUUGGCUGGCCAAGCGGAAAUAGUAAAUAUUCUUAUUCAGUAUGGUGCUGCAGUUAAUAUUCAAUCUCAAAAUGGUUUUACACCUUUAUACAUGGCUGCGCAAGAAAAUCAUGAUCAAGUUGUUAAAUUGUUGCUCAGUAACGGCGCCAAUCAAAGUCUUGCUACAGAGGAUGGAUUUACACCUCUCGCUGUUGCAAUGCAACAAGGACAUGAUAAAGUUGUCAGCGUUCUUUUAGAAAAUGAUUCUAAAGGAAAAGUUAGAUUACCAGCACUUCAUAUUGCGGCUAAAAAAGAUGAUUGUAAGGCUGCUGAUCUAUUAUUGCAGAAUGAUCAUAAACCUGAUGUUACAUCGAAAAGUGGCUUUACACCUCUACAUAUCGCUGCCCAUUAUGGAAACGAAGAAAUAGCACGUUUAUUAAUAAAACGUGGAGCUGAUGUGAAUUAUUUAGCAAAGCAUAAUAUAAGCCCUUUACAUGUAGCAGCGAAAUGGGGUAAAAACAAUAUGGUUAAAGUAUUAUUAGAAAAUUCUGCGCAAAUCGAUGCUAAAACCAGGGAUGGUUUAACACCGCUUCAUUGUGCAGCAAGAUCUGGUCAUGAACAAGUUAUUACCACGCUUCUUGAACACUCUGCACCUAUUAGUGCACGAACGAAAAAUGGACUUGCACCAUUGCACAUGGCAUCACAAGGAGAUCAUGUAGAUGCAGCAAGAGUAUUAUUAUAUCAUCGAGCGCCAGUAGAUGAAGUUACGAUCGAUUAUUUAACGUCUCUUCAUGUUGCCGCACAUUGUGGACAUGUUAGAGUUGCGAAAUUACUUCUGGACCGGAAAGCUGAUCCGAAUGCACGAGCUUUAAAUGGCUUCACACCACUACAUAUUGCUUGUAAGAAGAAUCGAAUAAAAGUUGUUGAACUCUUAGUAAAACAUGGAGCAUCGAUCGAGUCUACUACCGAGUCUGGACUGACUCCAUUACAUGUGGCCAGUUUUAUGGGAUGUAUGAAUAUCGUGAUAUUUCUACUGCAACACGAAGCCAAUCCUGACGUGCCAACUGUUAGGGGUGAAACACCUCUACAUCUGGCAGCUAGAGCUAAUCAAACAGACAUUAUUCGAAUUUUAUUACGAAACGGAGCCAAAGUUGAUGCUCGCGCAAGGGAACAACAAACACCCCUUCAUAUUGCAUCACGAUUAGGAAAUAUUGAUAUUGUUAUGUUACUUCUGCAACAUGGUGCAGCAGUUGAUACUACCACAAAAGAUAUGUACACAGCAUUACAUAUUGCAGCAAAAGAAGGGCAGGAGGAGGUGGCAACUAUUCUUGUGGAAAACAAUGCUUCUCUUAAGGCUACAACUAAAAAUGGUUUUACUCCUUUACAUAUCGCAGCUAAAUAUGGCAAUAUGAGCGUCGCAAAUAUACUUUUGCAAAGAGAUAGUAAACUUGAUGCACAAGGAAAGAAUGAUAUUUCUCCUUUACAUUUGGCUUGCCAUUAUGAUCAUCCAAAUGUUGCAAAUCUUUUGUUAGAAAAAGGAGCAUCCCCUCACUUAGCUUCUCAAAAUGGACAUACUCCUCUACAUAUUGCUGCACGUAAAAAUCAGAUGGAUAUUGCUUCUACUCUCUUAGAGAACGGAGCAAACGCGAAUGCUGAAUCCAAAGCAGGAUUUACACCAUUGCAUUUAAGCGCACAAAAAGGACAUUAUGACAUGACGAAUCUGUUAAUCGAGCAUGGAGCUGAUCCAAAUCAUAAAUCAAAGAAUGGUCUCACCGCACUGCACUUGUGUGCUCAAGAAGAUUUUAUCAAAGUGGCUUCUAUACUUGUGAAAAAUGGUGCAAACGUUGAAAGCGAAACCGAAACUGGUUAUCGACCAAUACAUGUCGCGGCACAUUUCGGGAAUCUUUCGAUGAUUCGAUUUCUUUUAAAACACAAUGCAACUAUCGACGUAAAAACUAAUCAAAAUUACACUCCGUUACAUCAAGCUGCUCAACAAGGCCAUGCACAUAUUGUUAGUGCAUUAUUAGAAGGAAAUGCUUCGCAUAAAGCUCGAACGAAUGAUGGACUGACUGCAUUAAAUAUAGCUCAAAAAUUAGGAUAUAUAUCUGUAAUGGAGGUAUUGAAGGGAUUAUCUUAUGAUACCUUGGCGCCUGAUAAUAAAAAUUGGGACGAGAAGUACAAAGUUAUCGCACCUGAAAGUUUGCAAGAAACUAGUUUUAUGUCUGAUUCUGACGAUGAAGGAGGUUCAGAUGCAUUGAUCAGCGAGCAGCCGUAUCGAUACCUUACAGCAGAUUUGAUGAAAAGUUUAAGAGAUGAUUCAUUGCCUAUUGAUGUUACACGGGAUGAUCCAAUACAUAGACAAGUUACAAAAGAAGAAAAACAGGAUUUCACUCAAAGCAAUAAUUAUUGUCUAGCAGAAAACUUUGAUACUGAUGGAUUUAAUUUGGGCCGACUUCAUUUCAGAUCAUUUUUAGUAAGUUUCUUGGUGGACGCACGUGGAGGUGCUAUGAAAGGAUGCAGACACAGCGGUGUACGUAUCAUUGUGCCACCACGUAGAGCAACAAUGCCGAUUCGUGUUACGUGUAGAUUGAUAAAACCUAAUAAAGUUGCAAAUCCUCCUCCUUUAAUGGAGGGAGAGGCUUUAGCAACUCGUAUCAUAGAAAUGGGACCAAUUGGUGCUACGUUUCUAGGCCCAGUUUUAAUCGAUAUACCACAUUUCGCGUCUAUUCGAGGCAAGGAGAGAGAAAUCAUUAUUCUUAGAAGUGAUAAUGGUGAAACGUGGAAAGAACACGAUAAUUCUGCUGAUAAUGAUACCACUCUAUUAAAUACUCCAUAUGAUCCUCAAAUGAGCGCUACUCAUUCUGGCAGAAUUACCCGUAUAAUAACAACCGAUUUUCCUCAAUACUUUGCUAUUAUCACGAGAAUUAAACAGGAAGUUCACGUGAUUGGUGCCGAAGGUGGAAUUUUAACAUCAAGUGUUGCUAACGACGUCCAAGCAGUCUUUCCACCAGGAGCAUUAACAAAGAAGAUUAAAGUUGGAUUACAAGCUCACGUCAUUCCGGCAGAGCUUACAGCAAAGUUACUAGGAAAUUGCGUAGCUGUUUCACCUGUAAUAACGAUCGAGCCGAGAAGACGAAAGUUUCAUAAACCAAUCACCCUUACGAUACCUGUACCACAAGCAGCGAAUAAAGGGAUGAUUAAUCAAUAUGGUGGUGAAACACCAACAUUACGACUUUUAUGUAGUAUUGCAGGUGGAACCAGUGAGUCACAAUGGGAAGAUGUUACUGGGUCGACACCAUUAACUUUUAUGAACGAUACAGUGUCCUUUACCACAACUGUAUCCGCUCGAUUUUGGUUAAUGGAUUGCCGAAAUAUAGGCGCAGUUCCAAAAAUGGCAACCGAAUUAUAUGAAGAAUCGUUAUUUGUGCCAUAUAUUACAAAUUUUAUAAUAUAUUCGAAACGAAUGGAUGUGCUUGAAGCAACAUUAAGAGUGUUAUGCAUGACCGAUGGAAAAGAAGGAAUGCACACUUUGGAAAGGCAAGAGGAAUUUGUCGAAAUUGUAAAAAGCCGCGAUGUCGAAGCACUCGAUGGGAAAGAUCUUUAUAUUGAAUUCAGUGGAAAUUUAGUACCUGUGACGAAAUCGGGAGUACAAUUGAAAUUUACCUUUAAAGCUUUUCGUCAAAAUCGUUUAUCUUUUCACGUAAAAGUGAAAGAUCCGUUGUUGGAUCCGGUUGCUAGGAUGCUGUUUAUGCGAGAACCGAAAGUAGCGAAAGGAGAACCGCCUCAACAACCAAUUUGCGUGUUGAAUAUUGUUCUUCCAGAAAUUAUAACUAAAGUUGAAGUACAAAAGAAAUUGAAAGAUUAUGAAGAUUCGAAUAUUAUUAGUCAAAAAUUGGAUUCUUAUGAAUCGAAAUACAAGAUGGAGCAAAAAGAGAAAGGCGACGAACCUAAGGAUAUUUCGCCUUCCGAAAAGAAAUUUAUUACCGACACCCUGCAAAAGGAACGAACAGAUGCUGUUACUAUCCACGAAUUCCUUGCGCAAAAAGCGGCUUCUCCCCUAGAAUCUGUAGAUGCUAGUUAUCCCAGUAAAGUAGUCGAGCAAGAGCAAGAUUUGUCGCCAAGUGUCGAGAGACAAACCUAUUCAGAGAAGAGGAAAUUCUGGGAGGAUAUAUCAAGGAAACGGGAAAGUUAUCAGCGAUCGGAAUCGGAGGUGUCGAGAACCUCGCAGUUGACUAUAAACGAGAGCGACAGCGAGUAUAUACAGAAUGUAAUCACCGAGGACACGGCAGACAUUGGUCAGCAGCAGAUCGACAAGUCUGAAACGUUAGAAGAUUUGAACGUGCCCGAUAUAUCCGAGUGUUCAGUGGCGGAGAAAGCGCAAUACUUCGAGGAACAAAUACAAAAAGAGACGACGAAACUUCCGCCCAAGUUGCAUCAACAGGACUCGUUGAAAUCCGAGAAGGAGAAGGUAACGAAGAUUAAGAUAAGCGAGAAGGAGAAGGUGGAUAAGGAUGAGAAGUAUGUGACCGAAUUGAAGCAGAAAAAGGUGGAGGAGAAGGGGAUGGAGAUUGUUACGUUGCAAAAGGAAGAGCAGAAAGAAGGCGAGAAAAAGGAGAGAAGAUUGUCUGAUGAGGAUGAAAAGGAAAAGGAUGAAAGUAAAUACGUGGAAGUAAGCGAGGUAACAUCUAUGGUGUCUGUGUCUGAAAAGGAAUUGGGAAAAGAAAAGGAAGAUUAUGUGAAGCUUGAUGAGAUCGUAACCGAAGUAUCUGUAAAACCUGAAAAAUUAGAGAAAGAUAUUGAAAGGUUAGAGUCUAUGCCCGUUGUAACAUCCGUGGAGAAAGUUGAGAAAAUUACGAUAGAAGAAAAAAUGGUGGAACCAUCGAUGAUUGUCGAAGAAAAAUCGGUUGAUGAGAUUAAACGAGUGGAUGAAGUAGAGAAAAUGAAAAUUGUGGAGGAAACUCCCGUACCGAUAAAAGAUAAAUUAGCCGAAUUAAAAGUUGAAGAUGUUGUGGAGAAAGAACGUAAAACAAUUGUUAUCACUGAAGUACCUGCACAAGAUAUCGUAGAAGAUGUAAAAAUAAGAAGAGAAGAAGUACAAGAGUCAAUUACACAAGUAAGUAUAAAAGAGAUGGAAGAAGAGAAACCAAAGGAUGUUAUAAAAUCUGUAGAAGUAAGCGAGCAAAAAGAAAGAUUAAAAGAAGAAAUAGAAGAAAAAGUGAAACUAAUAUCGGAAGUAAAAACGAAAGAAAAAGUUAUAGAGGAGAGUGCAGAAGACAAGAAAGUGGAAGUGGAAAAAUCUAUUCCUGAAGCGAGUGUAGAACGAGAAACGAUAGAAGAAACUAUAAAAGAAAAAGAAAAGGACGUCGAAGUUACGAAAAUAGUUAUUCAUGAAGAAAUUAUAAAGAAACACGUAGAACCAGAAGUGCAAGAAUUUAUUGCAGAAAUUGGUCCAGAAGAAAAAAUCGUAAGGGAAAAGGAAAGUAUAGAGCAAAAAGAAGAAGCAGAAAAGAUUGUUACAGAGAUAACUACACAACAAGAAACAGUGGAAGAAAGAAUUGAAGAAAAAGAGAAAGAACCAGAAAAAAUAGAUACGGAAAUAUUUUUACGAGAAAGUAUUAAGGAAGAUCUAGAGCAGAAAGAAAAAGAAGAAAAAGAAAUUGUAAAGCAAAAAGAGGAAAAGAAAGAGGAAUACGUAGAAGAAGUUACUACAGAUAUAAGCGAUGAACUAGAUAAAGAAAUAGAUACCGAGAAAAAGCAAGAAGAGAUAUUAGAAUCCAUUGUAGAAAAAAAAAUGGAAGAUACGAAAGAUGAAGAAUUAAAAAUGGAACCUGCGAAGAAAAUAGAAAAGGAGGUGGAAGAAAUUAUCACAGAAAGGAAAUUACAACGAGAGAUAAUCGCAGAAGCGGAAGCGAAACGAGAGAAAGUGCAAGAUGAAGUUGCGGAAAAAGUUGUGGAAAAAGAAGAAAAGGAAGAAAAGGAAGAGCAAGAAGUUGUUACAGAUUUAACCGUCCGAGAAAGAACAUUAACGCCAGAGACAAAAAGAGAGGAGAUCAUUAGAGAAAAAAUGGGUGGAAGACGUAUCAUAACGGAGGAAACUACUAUUAUCUAUAAGGUACAGAAAGAUGGUACUCUGGUACAAGAACAAGUGUUGAAAUCCGUUCAAGUGGAAGGGGGAAGCGAUGCUUUAGGCGGAUUAACCCAAAUGCCUGAAAGUAAAAUCGAGACUAAGGUAAUUCACGAGAUAGAAUCGAUUGGCGAUAUUAAACCUGAGAUCACUUUUUCAACGGAUAUUAAACAGGAGAUGCAAAAAUUUAUGGAGGAAGAAAGAAAACCGGAAGUCGAAGUUAAGGAGGAAAUAAGACUGGUCGAAAAAGAAAAAUUGGAGAAAGUAUUUCCUGAAUCGAUUAUAAAGGAAGAUAAAGAAGUUAAGGGGAAAAAAGAAGGAGAGGAAGAAGGAGAAGGAGAGUUAAAGAAAGGAGAGAAAGAAAAAAUUUCACUGCACAAAGAAAUAGUAACUGAAGUUGAAACGAAACAAGUUAAGAAGGAAUUCGAGUCGCGUAUUCCUAUUUCAACAGCAAAGAUGGACAAAGAUAAAAUUCAAAAAGAAACGAAGCUUAAAGCUACGAUAGAAGAGAAACGUGUUCCAAGUAAACUCGAAGUGGAUAAAGAAUUAAUCAUAGAAAAGGAAGAUAUUUCGCCAACGACCAGAAAGAAAGAAUUCGAAUCUCGAAUACCGAAGCGUGUCGUGGAUGUUAAACCAACGUCUGAUAAAGCUGGAAAGAAGGAUACGCACGUAAGAAAAGAAAGCGAAUCGUACACGAUAACGGAGAAGAAAUCGAGCGAAGAAAUAACUUCAAAAUUGGAGGAACAUUUAACGACGAAAAGUGAAACGCAAACAUUUUCGAAAACUUUCACCGAUCCUCAGCAAGCUUUCAAAAUGUUCGAGGAUAUGGAUAGCUUAGGGAAAACUAGUGAAUUAGGGAAAACAGUGACGUCCAAGAUCGAUCAUAAAACGUCGACAAUGCUGGAGAAGAAAGAAGUUGUAUCCUCGGAGAUUUCCACUGGCAAGGACAAGGUUAUCACGCACGAGGAGAAGGAACGGGUGGAGAAGAAGAAAUCGUUGGAAUCUCAAUUGAAGAAAGAGUCGCCGACCGAAACGUUGGAAGAGAAAAGCACUAAGCGCGAGGAAUUGGACAAAACAGCGAUUCAAAAAUUGUCGAUGAACUUGACGGACACUCAAAACAUAAUAGACGCGGCUGCGUCCGAAUCGAGGGCUGAAACGAAAAAAGAGGAGAUAUUUAAAAAGUUAUCGGACGAGGAGGGUGUCACGACUCAAGAGGCAGGUAGCAGUGUAUCGAGAGAGAGCGACGCGGACGUAGCUAUUCGAAUAAAGAAAGAGAUUCCUAGGAAAAGCGGGUACGAGGAGGAUGUGAAAGUGGUGGAGGGAAAAGCGACGGAAAGGAUAUCGAGGCCAGUUGCGGAUACGGAUCAAAUCGAGACACUCGCUCAAGGGGAAUCGCACAAAGAGACGAAAGAAAGUUUCAACGUUGUCCAAUUCGUGCCGAGCGAGAAGAAGAGGAUGAAGGAGAAGGAGAAGGAAGAGGAGAAGGAAUCGUCGAAAGAAGAGAAGGAGGAAGUGGCGCGACCGAGUGUAAGUUUGGAGGAGCAGCAACGGCAAAAGUUCAAAGAGAUCGAGGCGCGUACCAUAGCGGAAACUCUGAUUCAAUCGAUCGAGAGCGAGAUCGAAGCGAAAUCAGCGGCGGAUUUGAAAGCGGAGUUACUCAGCAAAGGAUAUUUGGAACAAAUAAUAAGCGAAAGCGUGGAAACGGACCACGAGAAAUUGGCGGAUGAUUUGACGCGCAAAUUCGAAAGUAUCAUGAAGAGGACGGCGCAGGAGAAGGGAGGGCGCGUGGAAUCGCCGCCGAGGUUUAGAUCGUCGAUACAGGAGGAAUCGUUGGAGAAAAGUUCGACCAGGGACAGUAUAAGCGAGGAUAUAACCAGGGACGAGGAAUCGUCGCCCCACGAGAAAGAAGAAAGUUUCCCCCUUUCAUCGUCCCAGGCUAAACUCCAAGACAGAGAUAUUACCAUGAGCCCCAGUAGCAUAUCCGAACAGAUAGAUUUCGAAGAAACGAUCGACGUGGAUACGAACGAGUUGGAGAGCGUGUCGAAACCAACGACAAGCCCUCAAUACGAGAAACAACGAUCGAGCAGCCAGGUGAGUUUCCCUCCUGAUAAGAUGGUGUCCGAGAUUUCAGGCGCCAGAGUUUUGGAAAUACUGGAACCAGGUAUGGACAGUCAAUCCAGAGAAGAUUCGGUGGACGUACCCUCGUUAGAGAUGGACGAGCAUAAAAUAUCGGAACAGACUAGCAGAGGAAUACCAUCGUUGCGCGAGAGCGCGGAAAUGGAUUCGUUCGAGAGGUUGGCUCAAGAACGAGAUAUCACGAUCAGCCCUAGCACCGUAUCCGAGGAUACGAAUAUAGAUUAUUCUUUGGUGCAAGAGUCGUCUCAUCCUAUUGGAGGAUCCCAAAGGGAAUUGCCUAUGAUAAGCACGAAAAGAGCGGACAGUUUCGAAAUCGAAAGUCCUCCGCUCGUCUCGCCGAAACCGAAGGUUCGUGGCCUCGAGAUCAUUAAACCUGUCGAUUGGAUGAUCGGUGACGAGAAGAUCGAAAUAUCGGAGACGUUGCAACCGUCUCAGAUCUUCAACCAAGAAUUGGAGGCGUACGAAACGAUGAUCAAGAAGAAGGAACGAUUGUCCUCGUUGGACGGAUCGACGGAUCAUGAACAGGAAUCCGGCACUAAAUCGUCGGAGGACAUCAGUGUGAUAGAAUCGACGAGAGAGGCAGCGGUUGCGGAUGACGAUCGUAAACCUACGAAAUUCACCGUGAUUCCCGUCAGCGAGCAAGAUUUUGAAAACGAAUUGGUGGAGAAUAAAUUGGACGUUAGUUGUCAGGAAUUGGUCGACACGUUGCAGCGCGAAUACGAUGCAAAAACGCCUAUCGAGGAAUACGUGGAAAGUACUCAACAACAAGUUGUCGCGUCUACCGAUGAAAAGGUGGAAUUGGAAAAAGAAGAAGUUUUGCAAGUGGAAAAAGAAGUUGUGGAAGAAGAACCUAGCGAUCAAAUUACGAUCGAAGAGCAAAGGGUAGAAAAGAAAGAAGAGGUGAAAGAACAGAUAAAAGAAGAAGUGAAAGAAGAGAUGAAAGAACAGGUAAAAGAAAAGGUAAAAGAAGAGAUGAAAGAAGAGGUAAAAGAACAGGUGAAAGAACAGGUAAAAGAACAGGUGAAAGAAGAGGUGAAAGAAGAGGUAAAAGAAGAAGUGAAAAAAGAGGUGAAAGAAGAGGUGAAAGAAGAAAUGAAAAAAGAGGUGAAAGAAGAGGUGAAAGAAGAGGUGAAAGAAGAGGUGAAAGAAGAGGUGAAAAAAGAGGUGAAAGAAGAGGUAAAAGAACAAGUGAAAGAACAGGUAAAAGAACAGGUAAAAGAAGAGGUGAAAGAAGAGGUGAAAGAAGAGGUAAAAGAACAAGUGAAAGAACAGGUAAAAGAAGAGGUGAAAGAAGAGGUGAAAGAAGAGGUAAAAGAAGAAGUGAAAAAAGAGAUGAAAGAAGAGGUGAAAGAAGAGGUGAAAGAAGAAGUGAAAAAAGAGGUGAAAAAAGAGAUAAAAGAAGAGGUGAAAGAAGAGGUGAAAGAAGAAGUGAAAAAAGAGGUGAAAGAAGAGGUGAAAGAAGAGGUGAAAGAAGAGGUGAAAGAAGAGGAGCCGAUGAAGAAGGAAGGCGAAAAGAUAAAGGAGGAGGAAAAAGCGAAAGAAAAAGAAGAAAAAGAAAAGGAAGAGGAGAAAGCGAAAGACGAUGUGUUGGCUAAACCUUUGAAAAGCGAGGAAAGUAAACAGGAGAGAGUCGCGGCAAAGCCGGAAAUCGAACUGAAAUUAGAGAAAACAACUGACGAGUUGAAGGAAUGGACGGAAGCUUAUUUGUCGAAGAUGAAACCGUUGAGCGAAGAUUACAAAAGGCAUAUGGAGAAAGCUACGGAGAAGCACGACAAGCCUGGAAGAUCGACGACAGUUCCUUCCGACACUUGUGCCUUGAAAAUAAAAAAAGAUGAUCUCUCUAGUGUUGAUUUAAGUGCACGAUACGCUAUAACCGUUCUAGAUCAGGUAGUUAAAAAAGAGAUAGCCGAGGUGAAGGAGUCUUUAGAGGCGGCUAAGCAAGACCUGAUAGAGGAAUUAAGCGAAAAUAGUGAAACUGUGAUCCAAAUAAAAGAUUCCCCCUCAGAGUUCCGGUUUAAAUUACAACCCGAAUCCAUUCCCAACGAUUUACCAUUUUUAUACACACCAGCGUAUCCUGCUGCUGAGCAAACCACCCACGAGUCGGAUACCGAAGCGAUAAAGAGGGAAGAAUCCCCCGCUGAUAAAUCGCAAUCGAAAUUCGAAACGAAGGAUACCGAUCGAGGCGAAACGGAGACGAUGGAUGAUGGAUCCGGUGGUAUCGAGGAACCGAUACGUCAAACGCAAAAGGAUACACCUGUGAUUAAAACCGAUAAGUCUGACGUAGAGACUGCUGUAAUAACCGUCCACGAAGAUACGAAAGACGAGGAGGAAGCCCGCGAAGAGGAACAUCCUAGCCCCGUGCCUGCCAGCAUGUCAGGCUCGGACAUAGACAAUAAAGACGAAAGUUCUUCUUUGGCUUUACCGCGCCCCGUACUUAGAAGACGCCAGAAACCCGGUAGAAGUGCUAAACGCAUCACAUCCGACAGCGACGCGGAUCUCGGUUCUAGUUCCGGCGAGAGUAGUAAUUAUCAAUCGUGCGACUACGAAAUCGGUAGCGGUAGCCGACCUAGCUCUUCCGACGUGGAAGCGAUGCAAUCGUGCGGCGUACCUUCCGCCACUGCCUCGGAAUACGAAACUGCGAUGAUGUCCGUCGAGCACUCCACCUCUUCCAAACCAACCUCGCAGGAGUAUCAGACAGCGGCCACGACCAUGAGCUCGCGCGAAUCGAUGAAGUCUUUGACCUCUUUGAGCUCCGGUCAUCUCGGCAGCAUUGACAGUACCAGCGAGUUGUCCGAGACUUUGGUAGCGUCCGAAGCGGAUGCGGACAAAGAGGAGGAGGAUGAGGAGGAGGAGGAGGAGGAGGAAGAGGAGGAGCGUUUGGACGGUGGUCUGGACGAGGAGCAGACCGAACAGUCGGACUCGUCCGGUAGCGAUAUACCGAUCGACGAGCCGAUGGACGAUAUCUACAAUCGGGCACCUUGUCGUAUGAAGCGAUCGUCCGAAAUGAUCUUCCCUCAAGUCCUCGAGGCGGCCGCUCUCGAGGAAUCGCCGGCCAAGGACACCAAAGGUGUAGAUUUCGCCACGUCCACCUCGACCUCGGCAACGGGAGCUGGACCUGUUCGAUCCGUCGAUAUAAUGACGUCGCGAGUUUCCGAGGACGGGGUACAAAGUGUGUGCACUCAGGUGAUUUCGACUCGAGGCGUGGAAGCCGAGGCCGAGGCCGAGGUCGAGGACGAGGAGGCGCCAUCCAAGGUCGAAAGCCUCCUCGAGACGGGUGAGAAGGACGCGGAGGAAGGGACAACGUUGGACGUGCAAGCGAUGGAGUCCGAGCUUUUGGAACAGAGAUAUGGAAGCGCGACGGGGCAAGCGACGAGCGAAAGCCCGGAAAUGUCGAUGCAAACGUCGACACCCUCUAUAGUGCAACAGGCUUCGAUGUCGACGUCUUCGACGUCCGGCGUGUCUAUAGACACGGUGGUGGGGAAAGAGAAGUCAACGGAUCGUCAAUCGCCUGACAGCGAUUCGUUCGAGAUGGUCGAUAAACCGGAUAUCAUCGACGAUUUCGUGGUCAUAGAGGAAGUUGGCAGAGAGGCUGAGGAAUACGAUUCCGAAGGGAAAAGUAUACGCAUCAGUUCUAUACCCCAGGUGAUCGGCAAACAGUACGAUCGGGAUCUUGAAAAUCUUAUAACCGAGAACAAGGAAGAUUCGCAAGUGUCGACGAGUCAAGCGUCGAAGAACAACGAAUUGUUCGACUUCGAGUCGGAGGAGAGCCCGCCUCAAGUCUCGAACGACGAUCAAUAUUCCCAAUCGUACUCGGACGACGAGCAAUACGAAGGGGGGAAGAAAUGGAUAGAGAUGCAAUUCCACGCGGAUCCACGAGUCUACGACAUCGAGUACGAUCGAGGUCCUUUGGAGGAUAUAAAGGAAGAGGAGAUCACCGACUUCGAGGCUGGCAGCAGUAGAUUCGGAAGCUUGGGCAGUCACAAGGAAUCGAUAGGAAGCGUGGGUAGUAUGCGAGGCAGUUUCGGGAGUACGCCCGACUACGACGUCCUGGCCGGUAGGAAAUAUUUCACCAGGCCAUCCGAUCACGACAACGUGUCGUUGAGCUCGUUGCAAGAGUUCGAGAACUUGGAGAGCGCUGUCGCGGCUGAGAAUUCUAGGAAAUUGCAAUGCGGCUCCCACGAUUCCGUCAAUAACGGUAGUCUUCCAAGGAGGUACAUGACCAGCCGAUCCGGCCACGGCGACGACAUCUCGUUAUCUUCGUUGAAGGAUUUCGAAGGGUUGGAGAGAGCGUGUAGGGAGGCGCAUUUAAUCGAAUUGCGCGCAAGGGAGGAGGAAGACUUGUUAGAACACGAAAGCCCCGAGAACAAGUACAAAUUGGAAAGCCUAACGCGAACGAGGAUCGACACGAGCACGGCCGGCUCGUUCAACGCGAGCACAUCCGGCUCGGACGAUUACGAGAAGAGAAUAAAAGAGAUCGACGAGAUAAUACGGAUAGCCCAGUCGAAUGUGGAGAAGUCCGAUCGGCAAGACGACACGACGGAGGACAUUUCGCAAAUCGAAAUCACGGACGCUGAGAAAAUUGGAUCUCAGCCAGGUGUGCAACCUGUUUCGAAACCGGAAGAGGAACUAGAGGAACCGACCCCGUUGCCUCUUCAAAGAGAGAGCAACGUAAUGGAGACGAGUACGGAUUCCCUCGAGCUGGAGGAUAAUAUGGAUAAGAAACAUCACCAAUUAUGCCGAAGUUCCGACUCGUUAGAGAUGAAAACCACGCUAGAUUUUCCUUCGUUGAGUUCGGACUCGUUGAACAAUGUGCGAGACGCAAGGGAGAUGCAGUCGGACGUAGCUGAACACGCGAGCAGCGUUAGACGUAUUUCUUCGGACUCGUUGGACAUGCCUUUGCUCGAACAACAAGAUUCCGAAAGACCGAGCAACGAAGAUGAUCGUUCGGAUGGUGUCACGUCGGACAAUUCCUUGGAGCACAGAUCGGAUGCAGGGGAAACCGAUAGAAGCGAUAGAGCGAGGACAACACCGAGCACCAAUACAUAGGAAUAUUUUCGUAGAUAGUGGACCAUCAAAGUGAAUUUGUUACAACGUUGGUUCUUAAAGCUACAACGAUGUAUUAUUGAACCAAUUGAAAUGCUUUACGUAAUACAGCAUAAUAUAAUGAAAAAUGAAGUACUAAAAGAAAUACUUGCGCGUUGUGCAUAUGCAAGGUAUUAAAAUGCAUUUAUCUUUAUUUUAUGCGACGUUUUAUAAGAAUAUAAUUGUUUUAUGAUGCUUAAGUGAAAUAGUUAUUAUCUUUAAAAUAUAGGAUUGUUAUUAAAAUGAGGUAGAAACACGAAUGACGCUUAUUCAUUUCGUAUUAAAAUCUAUCAAGAAAAAAAAAACAAAAAAAAAAACAAAAAUUGUAAUUGCUUUCAAUCUACUUGUUUCAAUAAUUAUGAAUUAUCUUGCUUCGUUGUUCACGAUUAUUUACAGUAAUUAAGUUUAUAUCGCAAAAAUUGUACUUUUUAAAUGUUAUUCUCGUAUGUCCUACUUGUAUGAUAAUACUUAUAUAAAAAAAAAAAAUGUCAUGUUUUUGUAAAUUUUUCGAUUAUAACGUGUCUUUGUGACUACGCUUUCUUAAGAUGUUGACAGUUAUGAACACUUUAUAUUUGCAUACUGAUUUUCAAAAAACGUUUACGAGCUCUAAUACUCGUUAAUCUUAAUUGCAAGUGUUCACGAAAGAACAAAAAAUAUAUUAAUUAAAUAGAAAAUUUUAUAUACAAACCGUAAUGUAUAAGAUCUUAGGGAAAAAAAAAAAUAUAUAUAUAUAUAUAUUAUCAAGAGAGUGCAUUCUCUGAUUAAUGUAUGAUGCAUAUGUGCAAAUGUUAUAGACAUUUUUUGUAUGCGAAGUUUUAACCAAUUAUGAAAUAUUGCUUUAAUCUAUUUGCUGAUAAUGAAUUCGAUGUAUUUUAUCGAUCGUAAGAAUUUUUAACGUUAUGUCAAAAUUUUAACGAUGUUUUUCAUUUAUCUGUUUUUCAUAAUAUGUUUUUUUUUUCAUCGAUGAAAAUAUAAAUCUAUAUGAACAAAAUAAAAUAUUCAUCAUUUAUUGAAACCCCAAUGUUCUUCGCGAUAGUUGCUUGGACUACAUAUUUGAUAGAAACUUCAAUUAUUAUAGCAAUAACUUUGUCUAUAUACAAUAUAUUAUAAGUUUAAUUAAUAAAUGCAAAAAUCAUGCGUACAAAACG